Messenger RNA from Ruditapes philippinarum (Manila clam), 5427 nucleotides. Its product is annotated as ras-related protein Rab-3. Gene Ontology annotation, cellular component: synaptic vesicle; plasma membrane; endosome. The record is from RefSeq and is a predicted model, not a curated record. Gene Ontology annotation, molecular function: GTP binding; GTPase activity. Lineage: Eukaryota; Metazoa; Mollusca; Bivalvia; Venerida; Veneridae. Gene Ontology annotation, biological process: protein localization to plasma membrane; regulation of exocytosis; protein secretion.
GACACUGCGGGUCAGGAGAGAUACAGAACUAUAACUACAGCGUAUUAUAGAGGAGCUAUGGGAUUUAUUCUAAUGUAUGAUGUAACAAACGAGGAAUCUUUUAAUGCUGUUCAAGAUUGGUGCACACAAAUCAAGACAUAUUCCUGGGACAAUGCACAAGUUGUUUUAGUUGGUAACAAAUGUGACUUAGAAGAUGAGAGGGUCGUUUCAACAGAGAGAGGCAAACAAUUGGCUGAUCAAUUAGGUCUGGAAUUUUUUGAAACAUCAGCAAAAGAAAACAUCAACGUAAAAGCUGUGUUCGAACGAUUGGUGGAUAUAAUAUGCGACAAGAUGUCGGAAAGUCUCGACUCGGACCCCACCCUCGUGAGCAGCCAGGCAAAGGGUACCAGGCUCACGGAGAAUCCAAACCCGCAGGCGUCGGGCUGUCAAUGUUAACACAUCCACACACUUGUCAAAACUCAUGUGUAGAAGGGAAAGACGUAGAUAACGCGUGUUGAAUAUGCAUACUGACUGGUGUUUUUAUUUUAUGUAUAUGCCAAUAGGAAAAUCAUGCAUACGAAAAUUUAUCAUUGGUCAUUUUUUUAUCAUUUUUAUCACCAUAAGAGUAUAAUGAACAAGGUCUCGUUAUUGACUGCUGUCCAAACUGGGGUAGUUAACAUUAAAUCAUUAGAGGCUGUAGUCUACAGGAAUUCUGUAGCAUUUUGCCAGUUUGAUUUUAAAAACAAGUUAAAGCCAUUUACCUGAUUUUGUUACAGGAAAUUAACAGAUUUAGAGAUAUUUUUUCUUUAAAAUAGAACGAGAUUAGAGGUGUUUUGUUUUUUUACAAAACUAAAUUUAAAAAAUGUUAGAAAAAAAAAGGACAGUUAAUGUGCAUGGUAGAAUAAAGAUGUACUUUUAAAGUGAAACAUACAAAUGCUCUGAAUAUUUUUACAGAUUGAUGAAAAUGAGUUUAGUUUUGUAUGUUUUUGAAGAAAAAUUCUGUCUACAAAAACAAAGUCAUAUAUAGUACUCACCCCAUGCUUAACAGAAAAUAUAGGCUUUUAUACUAAUACAUUCAUGAAGUCUGGGUUCUAGAAUAAUUAAUAUAUAUAUAGGUUGUUUUUUUUCCGUAGAACUCUUUUAUGUUCUUUGGUUGAAUGCGUAUUACAUUAUUGAACUUGUAUUACGAAGGUUUCUUGAUAGUAAAAUAUAACAUUUUACAAUAUAGCCCAUGUUUAUGAUGUAAUAAUCUUUUGCCGAUAUUCGCUAUUUAUGUCCGGUUUAAUUGAGAACAUAGUACAUGUAAUUAGCACGGAGUGUAUAUGUCAUAGACUGAGAAAAAAUUUGACUCCAAGAAUGUAUGUUUAUACAGUUGUGUUUAACGACACAUACAUAUUAAAUAUUUGUGUAGUGUAUAUGCACUAUGUAAUGUGUUGUUACAAACUAGUGCAUAUGAGAAUAUGUAAAAUGUUUUUCCCAUAUAAUGUCUCCUUUUUUUGAAUACAUUGUACGAUGUUAUUUACGUAAAUGUAUAUUUAUGUGUACAUUUUCUUUUUCAUUGUCUCAGAGCCAAACUAGUGUAGCAGUUAACGAAAGAAAAAAAGCAGAUAGACUGGUUUGGCACUCAGACUGCAUUUUAUUGAUUUACGCAGUUAUUUCCGAGUAUCGAUGUGCGAAUAAAGUUUUCAAGACUCAUCAAAGUACAAUAAAAUGUCUGCCAUUUGGGCUCCGGACAUACAUUUUAUGCCAUUAUUUGGCCAUUUCCACUUAAGGUAAUGCAAAUUACUGAUUAAAGGAGAAAUCCUGGUAAGAUUAUCUUUGAAGAAAUCCAUUUUACGGCAGGCUUUAUACAAAUGUAUAACAACGUCGUCGCUUUCAUGAUGAGAUCGUGAAACUUCUUUCUCUCGCUGUCAGAAAUCUUGCGAGGCACAAAGCAUGAUUUACUGAUAAUCUUGAAUUACGGUUUAACAUAAGAAUAGCAACAAGUCUAAUAAUGCCGCCUUCCAUUGGCGAUGUUUAAUUUGAAUAUGAAGUUCAUUUGUGUAAUUUGUAGAUUUCUCACUAUUGAAAUUUAAAUUGAUCUUAUACUUCAGUAUAUUGUUUUCAUCUCUGAAACUAGACGUAUUUUGUUUUUUUAUUUACAGUUAUACAAACGUUGAAAAUGAGCAUUUUGUUACAAAACUUUGUGCAAUAAUGAUUGAUAUUGAAUUUAUGUUAUGCUCACUAACAAAAGAGUUUUUUUCCUCUUUCAAAAAUCUUAGAAAUAGGUAAUGUGGUUAUUACAGUUUUUUGCAUUUUUGAGGGGUUUUCAUAAUAUUGACUUUUCAUAAUUAAUUGUAAUAUACAUAAGGUUUCUUGUAUGCUUUGUUUAGAAUUACCAGCAUGUAUAUAUGGAGAGUAUUUUGGCAUGGCCUACAUUUAAUUCCAAGUUUCAUUAAACAUUCCAUUUUAUAUUUUUCUCAAAUUUUAAAAUUACAAUUGCCAGAUUCUCUUUCAAAACAUUUUUUUUUUUCAGUGAAAAUUUUGUAUCUGGUAAGAACAAAAUAUUUACUACCUCUAAGUGUAUAAGAUUGUUCUUUAUGGAAACAAAAAAACGUGCACUCAAUUUUUUUGUUCAAAGAAGAGCACUUGGCAUUUUUGCGAUUAUUAUAAUUUGUUACUUUUGCCUAUAUAUCAUGUGGAAUAUUUUACUAAAACAUAACCUCCAUUGUAUGUACAUUAUAUAAUAAGCAUGACCGAUUCAAUGGUCAGAUAAUUCUCUCUUAUCUUUUAUUUUUUGACGAGUAUCUACCAUCGGAAUAAAUUUGUCUCACCCCCGUAAUUAAUUCUAAUUAUGGUUCUAUACCGCAUCAGACAGAAUUCUUCUACAGAUCAUGCCAAAAAAAAAAAUGAUGGGAGAUAUAUUAUCAAGUAUCUUAAUUAAAAUGUAUCACUAGAGAGACAUUAACAGUGAAUAUUCUUAUUUCCAGACGAAUUUUUGAUUCUUUUAUAUGACUAAAAAAUAUCCCUAGACUGUACUGCUGAAAGGAGAAAAAGAGAUAGAAAAAAAGUGCAAUAAUUAAAAUAAAAAAAGAUAAACAUUUUAACUGGUUAGGAAAAAACAUAUGAUUUUUAAGAAUUGUGUGGAAUAAAAACCCAUAAUCUGCUGGAAUUGAAAGUUACCUUUGCUACCCAUAUUGAGGCAGACAAGUUUGCACUUCCGUGCCAUCUAACCUGGCUCUUUACUGCAGGUAGCUCAAUUUUUAAAUUUUUUUUUUUUUUGUAUUUUGAUAUUAAAAUCCCUUAAACUUUAAAUGGACUGUGUCAAAUUCAAAGCAGUGCAAAUCUUUAGGUUAAGGGUUAAAAUAAGAUUUUUAAACCAUAAGAUCAUAGGGAAUUAUUGAAUUGUAUGAAAGGGGGUGAUUUAUUUGAUAUGUUACAAAAAAAGGCAUUUAUUUGAAAUAAUUGUUAGUGCAAUAUACUGGUUGUUCAAGAUUUACAGUUUACGAAAUUUUAUCUUAUUUACUGAAUUAGAUCUGAAAAUAUUGGCAUAUGUUAUGAAUAUAGAUACAAAAUUUCAUCAUAUUAAAGCUAUAGAUCUGAAACUGUUGACAUAUGUUUUUUGAUCAUAAAUAUGAAAUUUUUAUCAUAAUUAUAGUCUCUUGAUCAUUCGUAAUCAUACUAAUGUACAUGUAUAUUGUAAGUGUUCUAAUUUAAAGCAGUUUGUUUUUCUCUAUCAGUUGUAAAAUCAUAUACUUUCAGAUGCCAUGAAUUUGCUUAACAAUGUAUCAGUGUACAUAAAAGUUAAGAAUUGAUGAAUUAUUUUAAGAUAAUCAUUUGUAUGACAGUCCUUUUAUUAGUAUUUCAUGAAAAUAGACACUUUCUGUGAACUGUAUGGUCACUUAGAUUACAGUAAAUGUGUUGUCAUAUUUUUUACAGUCUUGGCCAAAUUAUCUUAUUUGAUCGGAUACAUAUAUUUGAAUAUUUGACUUUGAUUGAAUUGACCAAAACAUGUUUGGUCAGUUUGUCCAGUAGAAAAAGAUUUUUGUAAAAUUUGUGGCAAAAUAUAAACUGAAAGUACAUGAUUUUACAGUGAAUGUAUUAUAAUUGAGCCGGGUCACGACAAAACCAACAUAAUGGGUUUGCGACCUGCAUGGUUCCAGACCAGCCUGCGCUUCCGCGCAGUCUGAUCAGGAUCCAUACUGUUUGCUAUCAGUUUCUCUACUUGUAAUAGAGUUGGUAAGCGAACAGCAUGGAUCCUGAUCCUGGAUCCAUGCUGGUCGCAAACCCAUUAUGUUGGUUUUGUCGUGACGCGGCUCAUAUAGUGACAAGACAUUUUGUUAUAUGAUUAUAAUUGUAUGUGUUUUAAACACCAUUCCAUCUAGCUGGUGUGGGACCAAUAUUAGAAAUUCCUAUAUUACAUUGAUAAAUUUAUUGUUUUUCUCUUUUAAUAUAUAUAUAUAUUUAUUAUAUAUAUAGACUUUUUUGUCUAAGUAAGACAUUCCAUGACUGUACAUUCAAUAUUUAUACAUACAUAUAUAUAUACAUACAUAUAUUUCUUGUUUGUUUAUUUGCUUGUCAUUAUUGUUUGUUUGUUUCUGUGCUAAGAUUUUGAAUGAAAUUGACCUUUUUUUUUUACAGUAAAUUAACUUUUUACAAUAAAUCAACUUUUAAUGGAAUUGAGAAAAAACAACAACAUCAAUAACAGUAACUUGAAGCACCAUGCUUGUGCACAAUUUCAGUGUCUUAGAAAUUCAAUCAGAAAAGCUCAUUUGAUAGAGAACGAGAAUUGCAUGUUACGAGUUUUUCUCACUUAAUUUUCAGAUUAAAUAUGAAAAAAAAUCUUUUUUUUUUUAAGGGAAUUGAGUUUUCUUUAUAUUUUUAUCGUGCCAUUAUACCCAACUACGCAAAUUACAAGUGUUUUUCUAAGCUACAUUUCUAGGAAUAAGAAAAUUAUUUCCAUUAAAAGUAAAUCAUUUUCUGUCAGCAUUUGAGCUGAUAUUUUCUGAUUAAGUCAUGAAAUGCAAAUGCUAUAUAUUUUCUUGCAAGCAGGAAUGUAUAAUAACAAUUUCUUCCCAUGGAUAUGUUAAGGUAGUUCAUUUCAUGAAAAAGUGGCAUCGAUUAAGACAUGUAAGGUACAUACCGGUAGGUAUAACAGGCAAUUUUAUUUUUGGUCUCUUAAACUUUUUAGAUAUUUGAUAAGAAGAGAUUUUUUUCUAGGUAAUAUGAUUUUAAUAUAAUUAUGAUAGUUAUAUUGAUUAAAUUUUGUCUGUAAAUGAACCUAUAGUUUUUCUAUGAGAAACCUUUUGAAAUCCAUUUUAAAGGGCGUUAUUUAAAAAAAGAGUGUUAUUUACAACAUAUAUGGUAGUUAAAUUGUUUUAUGUGUAACAGACCAGGUGUUUUUCAAUGUAAAAACGUUUUAAAAUCCAUUCUGAAAGACGUUAUUUAAAGCAAAAGGGUGUUAUUUUU